AUGCCACCUUUGUGGGACCCAGGCGUGUCUCUCCAGCUGCGACCGCGGGUUUUGGGGACACCCGCCUCCGGCAGUGUGCUCGCGACUCGUUGCCACCUUCUCGAGCAGGCCCAGCCCUUACGUCUGAGCUCGGCCGCCAAGCGCUUCUAUGCCUCCUCGUUCUCCUUCAAGGAGCACGGCAUCGAGCCUGACGAGGUGACGAACGUGACCGAUCGUAUUCUGGGCAAGAUCGGUACCAACCUGCACAAGGAGGACAAACAUCCGCUGAACACGAUCAAGAAGAGGAUCGAGCAGUACUUUGUGAACAAGUACACGACUGAGGACAACAAGCCGCUCUUCAACAUCUACGACUCCUUCAAGCCGGUCGUGUCUGUCAAGCAAAAUUUCGAUGAUCUUCUCUUCCCCGUGGACCACGUCGGUCGCAGCGCCAACGACACUUACUACCUCAACAAAUCGACGCUGUUGCGUACGCACACGUCGGCCCACCAAGCUGAGCUGAUGCGAAGCGGCGAGCGCCAGUUUUUGGUCACCGGCGACGUCUACCGCCGCGACGCCAUCGACAAGACGCACUACCCUGUCUUCCACCAGAUGGAGGGAGUGCGCAUCUUCACGCCCGAGCAGCUCAAAGCGCAGAACAAGACUCCCGAGGAGUUCGUCGCCGCAGACAUGAAGGACGCCCUCGAGGGCAUGAUCAGCGCCGUCUUCGGCAAAGUGCAAGUGCGGUGGGUGGACGCCUACUUCCCCUUCACGCAUCCCUCGUGGGAAAUGGAGAUCUUCUUCGAGAACAAGUGGCUCGAGGUCCUGGGCUGCGGCAUCGUCAACCCGCAAAUCGUCCGCAACUGCGGCAUGCCCAUCAGCGAAGAUGGCGGCUACGGCGCGGAGGGCAAUGUCGGGUGGGCGUUUGGGCUGGGCCUGGAGCGGCUGGCGAUGGUGCUCUUCGACAUCCCCGACAUCCGCCUCUUCUGGUCCCAAGACAGGCGCUUCCUCGACCAAUUCGCCUCCGGCGAGAACGUGAAAUUUCAGUCCUACAGCAAGUUCCCGCCGUGCUAUAAGGACAUCACCUUCUGGGUGCCCGACCACUUCCACGAAAAUGCCUUCUUUGAGCUCGUGGGCCAGGUUGCGGGUGAUCUGGUGGAGUGUGUGGAGGUGGUGGACAAGUUCACACACCCAAAGACCAACCGCACCUCCCUCUGCUUCCGCAUCACCUACAGAUCCAUGGACAGGUCGCUCACCAACGAGGAGAUCAACGAACUUCAAGCGAAGGUGCGCGAUGAGGUGCCGGUCAAGCUGGGCGUAGAGCUACGCUGA
Messenger RNA from Acanthamoeba castellanii str. Neff, 1308 nucleotides. RefSeq names its product phenylalanine-tRNA ligase. Lineage: Eukaryota; Discosea; Longamoebia; Acanthamoebidae. The transcript has 10 exons. The record is from RefSeq and is a predicted model, not a curated record. Gene Ontology annotation, molecular function: phenylalanine-tRNA ligase activity; tRNA binding; ATP binding. Gene Ontology annotation, biological process: phenylalanyl-tRNA aminoacylation. Bases 1 to 1308 code for a protein of 435 amino acids. Gene Ontology annotation, cellular component: mitochondrion; cytoplasm.